CAAAGGUCCAAACACGGGUAAAUUUCAUCCAUACAAUGGCAAUGGGGACUACUUUAGGUGAUGUUCAGCUUCUUGCUGUUGAAGGAACUGCCCAAAAUGGAAUGAACUCUGCCGCUCUCGAGGAAUUGAAGAUCGGAUUAGACUCGAUAGAAUCAUUAAAUAGUGAUGAUGCGAUGAAAAAGUUCAAUUACAAGCAGCUAGAAAAAAUGAGCAGAUAUGAGCUUAGCCAGUUUACACAUGUUGUUUCAAAUGUAAUUGAUUUUCCCAAAUAUGAUGUCAUUGUCGAUAGUUUGAUGAUACCUGUUGUGACAACUCAAUGGGUCAAAGACGUGAUCAAGAAUAAAAGAGUAAUUCCGUUGAGGUCUUACUCACCCGACCCUAAACAUUUUUUCAAAGAUGUGAUAUUGGCAGCAGGUGGAGGAUUGCAAGAUGAUGACAAAGAGGUUUUGAAGAUCGGAGUAAAAACCUUUGGCGGCAUCUAUCUUGAUGAUUUAAAAAAGUCACUAACUCACUACGUGACAAAUGAUUUAGAAGAUGACAACACCAAAUUGAUCAUGGCAUUUAACGAGUAUAAUCCUUCAGGAAAAAUUGUCAAAAUUGUCAAAGUAGAUUGGAUUUUCCAUAGCAUAAUGCAGAGUAGUGUAUUGCCCGAAUCAUUGUACUCCUUUAAUGAUGGAAAAGCUGAAAAAGGGAAAGAAGUAGUGAUUCAAAAGCCUGACUUCCUUUCCGGAUUGAACUUUGCACUAUCUGAUAAUCUCAAUAUCUCAGAUACUAUGAGGUCAUAUUUUACCAUGUUUGAUGAUGGAGAUAAGGCUGGAGAAAGAGUGUUUUUGACCCGAUAUCUUAACAAUGAGAUUGACAAGUCUUACAAACAGAAAACAUUUGAUUAUUUAUUUUCCCUGUUAUUCCAUAAAAAGAAUAAUAUGCCUUACGAUUCUCUGCUAUUUUAUCCUGUGAAUCGCAAUCCGAUCUCUGGAAUGGCCGAGACGUUAAUUGCUACUACCAAUUACACUGGAGACUCUCGGAUAUACAUCGAAGAACUGACCAUGCGGAUGGGAGGGAAGUUCAGUAAAACCAUGAAAUCUACAAAUACACAUUUAGUUGCUUCUAAAAGUGUUGGCAAGAAAUUUGAGUUUGCCAAGUCUUGGAACGUGAAAAUUGUGAAUCACAUGUGGGUGGAAGACUCGUUCAAAAACUGGAAGAUAAUGGACGUUUCUGAGUAUAAGAAUUUGCCACGAGACGCCAAAGGUGUAAGGCUCAUUGGAGACAUUGAGUUUAAUGGCUUUGAGUACACCUUUGAGGGAAAAAACAAAGAGCAAGAGAAAGUCGUAGAGCAUGACUUUGAAACCCAACUGCAGGAUGAAAAAGGCGACAUUGGUGUCCUGAAGAGGAAAGUUGGAAAUAAUCAAGAACACUCUGCUUCCAUUGAAGUUACUCAGAGUAAUAAGAAAACCAAAAUGAACAGUAUAGAGGAGAAGAAAAGCAGCCAUGACCCAAAGGGUCUCGAAGAAGUUGAGGAAAAAGAAAGGGUAUUAUCAGAGCCUGCGGAAGCAAAAACAAUUCCUGCAAACCCAGAAAGUCGUGUACGAACAAGAAAUAGAAGAGGAAAUGAAGAUAGAAAAGCACUCCAAGAGGAAGCAUCAACGGCAGUGAAAGCAGUGAUACCCGAAGAGAAGAAUCCAGAAGGAAAGAAAAGUGAGGAGCCAGAUAGCGUUUGGCAAAUCCAAGAAAAUGGUGAGAAGCCAGCAAAAUCUGUUCCUACCAAGAGAAAGGCUAUCUCAGUCGAGGAGAACGAUCAAAAACCCAAAGAAAACAAAAGGAUAGCAACCAAAAAAACUGUCAAAAGCGAAAAGCCCUACAACAUCACCGCAAUUGUUACAGGUUUUGAUGGUUCCCUCUCCGUGGGAGACAAACGAGAGCUAAGAAAAGUUGGAAUAAACAUUGUUGAGAACGCCAACAAAACCAUCAACUGCAUCAUUGCUCCGAGCUUACUUCGUACUCAAAAGUUUCUCACAGCACUCUCAUACAGCCCCGAAUACUUUCUCGAGCCCCUAUUUUUGAGCGAUGUGCUGGGCACCUUGGACAGUGUCAAGAAGGUUGGUGAUUUUGACUCGAUUUCGCCCAAGAUCGAGAAGUACGACAUCUGGGAGCAUGUAGACUACGAAAAGGACAUCAUGCCGAAACGGCUUUUUCGCACAAACACUACAAGAGAAAAGGCCAUUGAGUACUUGAAGAGACCAAGAAAGGGGCUUUUCGAAGGGUUUGUGUUCAACUUAUCGCCAGGCCUGGCCGGUGGUUUCGAUACGCUCAAGGGCAUAUUAAAGGCUUUCGGAUGCAAGCAGUGCUUCCUUUUCAAAGAAACCACCAAGACCGCAGCUGCCAAUGUGGAGAAGAAUGUAAACGGGGUGUCCGACGUUGCCAUCUUAGUUUGCAGCACGGCAGAGAAGAACGUACAGAAGCAUUUCACGACCGCCUGCAAGAACAGCGGGAUGAAGUACGUCACUUUAGAGUGGGAUGUGAUUGUCACUGCCAUCUUCGAGGCUACCCUAGACCUCAACUCGGGCAACGUGCUCCAGCAGAGCGGCGUUUUGUAGGGUGUAUCAUUGUUUAAAGUCAGUAAGUUGGUAUGUGAGUCUCGAGUUCCAAAACGGGCCGAAAAUCUUUUGUGCGAGGGACCCGGAAGAAGACACUGCACUAUCUGAUCGCAGAGAGGAGGGUGCAGGACCUGAAAGACCUCCGACAAAACGGAGUGUGCAGACAAACAGAGGCAUGAACAGUGAUGAAUGGGUGCUGAAAAGCAAACACAGAGAGUGGUACUAUGUGCGGUUGCAAAUGUAAGUUUUCAUCACACUCAUUUUUAUAUGCUUUUCGGAAUUGAGCUACUAACACCAGUACGACAGAACAGGAACGGAACAGGCCGAUGUGAACACGUGGAAACUUGCUAUCCUCAAGUGUCUCCAGCAAAAACAGGGCGUCUUGGGUGAAGCCAUCGAGUUCGAUAUACUCACGAGUGAGGUAGUCUCAGCAUCAGAGACGAUUGUGAGAGUGCAUUUCCUGGAUCGGGUGGUGUUCAUACAAUGCAUUGCGGCCGGGG
Messenger RNA from Pichia membranifaciens NRRL Y-2026, 3094 nucleotides. RefSeq lists its product as hypothetical. The transcript has a single exon. The record is from RefSeq and is a predicted model, not a curated record. The coding region runs from base 36 to 2594 and encodes 852 amino acids. Lineage: Eukaryota; Fungi; Ascomycota; Pichiomycetes; Pichiales; Pichiaceae.